Molecule: messenger RNA, 1011 nt
Organism: Cygnus atratus (black swan)
Lineage: Eukaryota; Metazoa; Chordata; Aves; Anseriformes; Anatidae
Product: fibrinogen-like protein 1
Exons: 7
Coding region: 1-1011 (336 amino acids)
Source: RefSeq, a predicted model, not a curated record
AUGGGUCUGCUGACGCCCUGGUGGCUGCUGCUCCUUCUGGUCAGCUUUGGCUCACCUGCACACAGGUUUUCGGAUAAAGAUAUUUGCCUCCUAGACAACAAUAAAUUAAGACAAAGGUUAAAACAGCUUCAAGAUUUGCUUUUCCUAUAUGAACUGCAGCUGAAGGACAUUCUGGAGAACACUUACCAUAAAACGAAAAGCAGUCUGUUCUCAAGCUACAGGAGCAUGCAGCGUGAGACGCUUUUACCCACAACCAGUGGAAAUUUGAUAGUCUAUGACCAAGACUGCUCUGCGGUGUAUAAUAGGAAGAAGACCAAAAACGGCUACUACCGGAUCAGGCCCAGAGCAGAUCGAGAGCCUUUCCUGGUGUACUGUGACAUGUCUGAUGGUGGUGGGUGGACCGUAAUUCAGCGGCGGAGUAACGGCAAAGAGAAUUUCAACAGGAAAUGGGAUGAUUACAAACUGGGAUUUGGAAAAUUCCAAGGCAAGAAUGAUGAAUACUGGCUGGGCAACGACCACAUCUAUGACCUGCUCACUAGAGGAGAGAGCUCAUUAAAGAUUGACCUGAUGGACUGGCAUGGGGAAAGACGUUAUGCAGUCUAUGAAAAUUUCCAGCUCAACAAUGAGCAGGACAACUACAGGUUAUGGUUUGGCACCUAUUCCGGUAACGCCGGCGACGCUCUGUCUGGUGGGAGCAAUUUUGAAGACCAGUGGUCAGCCUCUCACAAAGGCAUGCAAUUCACCACAUCUGACAAGGAUCACGAUCGAUUCCUGGCAGGCAACUGCGCGUUGGAGAACAAGGGUGGUUGGUGGUUUAACAGGUGCCACGCCGUAAACCUCAACGGACGAUACUACAAAACAGGGAGGUACAACGGAUCCCACGACAACGGCAUCACCUGGUCUACGUGGCACGGGACGUGGUACUCGCUCAAAUACGUGGCCAUGAAAAUCCGGGCUCCGUUCUUUGUUGACAGUGAGAGUGGAGAUGGUGAGAACAGUCAGGGCGGCUGA